Messenger RNA from Cynocephalus volans (Philippine flying lemur), 438 nucleotides. RefSeq names its product phospholipase A2 group IID (gene PLA2G2D). Lineage: Eukaryota; Metazoa; Chordata; Mammalia; Dermoptera; Cynocephalidae. The transcript is spliced from 4 exons. Gene Ontology annotation, molecular function: calcium ion binding; phospholipid binding. Bases 1 to 438 code for a protein of 145 amino acids. Gene Ontology annotation, biological process: negative regulation of T cell proliferation; lipid catabolic process; phospholipid metabolic process. The record is from RefSeq and is a predicted model, not a curated record.
AUGGAGCUUCCCCUGCUGUGUGUACUGGUGGUGAUGGCUGGUGUAAUUCCAACCCAGGGCGGAAUACUGAACCUGAACAAGAUGAUUAAGCAAGUGACUGGGAAGACGCCCAUCUUCUCCUACUGGCCCUAUGGCUGUCACUGUGGACUUGGGGGCAAAGGCGUUCCCAAAGAUGCCACGGACUGGUGCUGCCAGACCCACGACUGCUGCUACGCCCACCUGAAGACUCAGCGAUGCCGUAUCCACAUGGACCAUUACCAGUUCAACUUUUCCCAGGGAGACAUUCAUUGCUCUGACAAGGGGAGCUGGUGUGAGCAGCAGCUGUGCGCCUGUGACAAGGAGGUGGCCUUCUGCCUGAAGCGCAACCUGGACACCUACAAGAAGCACCUGCGUUACUACCUGCGGUUCCGCUGCCAGGGCAAGACCCCUGAGUGCUAG